AUGGAUAGAAAUGAGCGGAUCAGAGGAGAGUAUACUAUUCCUUUGGUUCCUGGCUCUAUUGAUCCAUCAUCAUCCUCAUCGCCUUUAGGUCGCCAUGUCUCACGGUCAAGGACUAGCAAUUUCGCUCGACAACACUACCCGGACUCUCAAGACACGAAUAGUACCGUCGCACGUGUAGGUCAGAUGGUUCCAAAUGUUCCAGCCUCCCAGAAACAAUCGAAUUCCAAAUGGAAUAACUGGUUUCGUCGCCAAGAGACUUCGAACAAGGAGAUGGGUGCUGGGACUCAGCGGUCGCCGGAAGUGCAGAUCAGCCCCGGGAUCAGCCAGAGGCAUCAGCAAGAGACGGAAUCGUCCUGGGCAGGUUUCUCAGAAGAUCUACCUUCAUUUCCAUAUUCGCAGGAAUCCACCAGUACUGCCUUUGACCAUUCUACGAAGCAACCUAUCAGUCAUGGUUCAGAAGAUACCUCAGAGGCUCUUGAUCGAUACGAGCAGCUGUUGGCGAUGGCUCAAGGAACCCAGAAGUACGACGGUUAUUCAUAUUCGGCGAACACCAUCGACAGUUUCACAGAUAACAGCGGUCUGAAUACGCUCAGCAGCCCUGGAGAGAGGAACAUGUAUCGAGAUAAUCUUGAUAAACGCCAGGCAGACCGCCUCGAAGAUGGCAACGUUACGAACAGUAGCUCCAGCUUGAAUCUCACCAGGAAGUUUGGGGACGAGAACACAAGCAACAGCUGCUUCAGCAGUCUCGCGUCUGGCCAGAUGGAUAACCCCACAGUCGACGCUACCGAACUCUGGGGAUCCGGUAGCUAUCAUCAUGGCGGCGAAAACACAAUCACCACCCCGGACCCUCAAAACCAUCAGCCCAUAUUAAGUAGCAGCAUAUCGAGUGGCAACAUCGCAAACUCCUGCGGCAAUUCAUGGUCGAAAGAAUCACUAUCUCUGGAACGCUCUUGUGAGGUUCCACACCAACAGAUCACGACACAGACCCUCGAGACUGACGAGGUAUGGCGGUCAUUUGUAUUCGGUGAUGAUAGUAGCAAUAUCAUUGAGUCCAUGGCGUUCACCCAAGCAUCGCGGGAUGCCGCCCGAGCAUUGCAGCCAUCUAGGUCUUCAAGCUUGUCGUGUACCAAGGGGCCACCGGAGAUGGAAAUCAACAGUACUGCGGCAACAGGCUGUCCAUUGUACACAGCUGAUAUUUGCCAGCCGUCUGACUCUGUUGAGCCAUGGUCUUCAUCAGACGUCCCAAGCCUCGGGGCCAUUGCUAGCAGUAGCAUUAUUGAGUCGGAUGCGGGAAUUUCUGCAAGUCACAUAGACGACAACAGUCAAGGCACUCCCCAAUCACAGAACGGGGGUUCCCAGAGCCAGUCCAUUCGUUGUGCAUCUAUCCUCAGUGAGGAGCCUGGCAGCAAUGUCCUUGAUGACCAGGGAUACAGACACUUAUCAGACGCCGAGCCUGACAGCCAGAACACGACCAGUACGGAAUCUGUCAGCCAGGAGUCUCCCCGUGGGGAACCAGGUAGGGCUCAUACAUCGGGAUCUGCGGGCUACGUGGGGAGCAAUAGUUCGGGAUCGUUACCCGCAUCUGUUGACCUGUCGUCUGCGGCGCCAGCUCUGGCACCCCCGCGGUCUGUGGGGGUCAAACAGUCAGGGGUCCAAGGAGUUGAAGACCAAACACGAUUUGCCCCACCAAAGCUCUUUAUGGGCAGCCGUUCACAGCUCCAGGAACGAAGCAAAGCGCCAGUAGUUGCCAGAGCUGCAACCAAGAGAAGAGGUCGGCCGAGGAAGCGAGCCGUUGAUGGCCGGGCUGAUAUUCGAAGCAUUCCGAAUUACUCCAGCGAUCCCAUCGAGGAUUUCGAGGAUCAACAGCCUACACAUACAUCGAUAUUUCCAGCCCUUGAACUUGCUUGA
Molecule: messenger RNA, 1908 nt
Organism: Podospora anserina S mat+
Lineage: Eukaryota; Fungi; Ascomycota; Sordariomycetes; Sordariales; Podosporaceae
Exons: 1
Coding region: 1-1908 (635 amino acids)
Source: RefSeq, a predicted model, not a curated record